This is a messenger RNA of Verruconis gallopava, 3590 nucleotides long. Its product is annotated as ATP-dependent protease La. Gene Ontology annotation, cellular component: peroxisomal matrix. Gene Ontology annotation, molecular function: ATP hydrolysis activity; ATP-dependent peptidase activity; serine-type endopeptidase activity. Gene Ontology annotation, biological process: protein quality control for misfolded or incompletely synthesized proteins; protein processing; protein targeting to peroxisome. Bases 582 to 3380 code for a protein of 932 amino acids. The transcript has a single exon. NCBI's taxonomy places the organism in Eukaryota, Fungi, Ascomycota, Dothideomycetes, Venturiales, Sympoventuriaceae. The record is from RefSeq and is a predicted model, not a curated record.
AAGUGUAGGCGGACGCGCAGCGCCGUCGUGAACUCGCUGGAACGCUCUCGAACACCACGCCGUCUUCAUCGCACCGACAUCGUCAUCACUCAACCUCCAUUCUCCCUCUCCUCCCCCUCCCUCUCGUCUGCCCCGUCCUCUCUGUCCGACCAUUUAACGUUCUGCUUGCCAAUCCGCUCGUCCUCAUCCGGGCGCCUCCUGCAGCCUUAAUCUUUUUGUCCCUUUUGUUUGGCUGACUGCUUCUUCUUUUUGUAUAUGUGAAAUACAUCUACCGCCAUCUGGCUCUACUCUUUUCUAUCUUUGCUCGUGCGUACGCGCUUCCGCAUCUGCGUCGCGUGCCGUCGCCCCAUUUCUCCACUUUUAAAGCCGAGCUGGUCUGCUGGUAUCAGUAUCCGGCUAUCUGGGCGAACAGCCGCAUCCUCAUCCUCGCAUAGCAGCACCCACGUACAACCGCACACCCACCACAUACGUGCCGGACUGUUCGCACUCGACAGAUCAGAUCUUACACUACCGUCGUCCUCAACCCGCCCGCCCAGCGGACGUCGCUUUGUAAAAGGGAAAGGAACACCGAGCAUCGCACCAUGGGCAAGGCGAGCUCCAAGUCGCGGCUUCUGCCCGUCGUCCCGCUUCCAAAGGGUCAGGUCCUGCUGCCCGGAGUCUCUCUGCGAAUCUCCGUUGUCAACCGCCCCGAUGUCGCCGCCUUGCUUGCACGUCUGUACAGUACCUCAUCCUCCCAGCGCUCUGCAGCCGACGACACUGUGACCGUUGCAUGCGUGCCCCUGGGCUCGCCGCUUCUCAGCCCAGACGGCAAGCGACUGAUCGAUGCUGCGGUGCCAGAGGGCAAGGACAAGCAUAUGACCCAAGAUGUCCAUCCUGCGGUUGCCCGCAAGGAGGAUCUUUUCGGCCUCGGCUGCGUCGCCAGGGUCAGUGGCGUGCAGCAAGGUCGCGGACACACCGGCUUGAGCCUAAUCGUGGAAGGUCUGGAGAGGUGCGUGGUCGAAAAGGUCGUGAAGGAGAGGCCCUACUUCGAGGCGUACGUCAUUCCGCUGCAGGAUGCGGACGUCAACCCGACCGACGUCGCCAUUCACACCCUGUUCGGCGAGCUGAAGCAGCUGAGCCGAGAAUUCCUGGCCCUCAUCCGGCUCAGCAGUCUCCUCCCGCGCCCGCCUUCGCUGCAGCUCACGCCCCUGCUCGCAAGGCGACUGGAGCUGUACAUCGCGAGGAAGGACGUGCAAGAAGCCGGCAGCCUGGCCGACUUCAUGGCCAACAUCAUCGAAUGCACCCACGACGACAGGCUCCUGAUUCUGGCCGCGCUGGGCGUGAGAGAGAGGCUCGAGCGCGUCAUUGAUGUCUUGCAGAAGCAGAUAUCCGCACUGCAGGGCAACGGUCGCACGAGCGUAACCCUUACCUCGAACAACGUACGAGACGCCCCCAAGGAAGGGCCGGAGAUGGAGAGGUGGCUAAACGCGCUGAAGAACAGCACGAUCGGCGGCCUGCGGAACCCGGCCGCCAUGAUGCCGCCUGGUAUGGGGGGCCAGGGUCCGGGAGAGGAGAACGAGCUGGAGGAACUGAAGAAACGACUGGACGACGCAAAGCUGACGCCCGAGGCAUCUAAGGUCGCUCAGAGGGAGUUGGGUCGCUUGCAGAAGAUGAACCCCGCCAUGGCGGAGUACCAGGUGUGCCGUAACUAUCUAGAGAAUUUGGCCGAGAUCCCGUGGUCCAAAGUCACGGAGGACAACCUGGAUGCCGGUGUCUUGGCACGUGCCCGGAAGCAGCUCGACGACGAUCACUACGGCCUGGAGAAGAUCAAGAAGCGACUGUUGGAGUACCUGGCCGUGCUGAAGCUCAAGCAACAGGUCAAUGCCAACCUCGAAGCCCAGAUCAGAAAGAUUGUCGAAAACAGCAGAGGCUCGGUCGAGGAAGAGCGACAGCAAGACCCCAGGGACAGCGAGAUGAGCGACAAGGAGAUUGCCAUCCGGGAGAAGAAGAGAAUGGUGGACAAGGCCCCCAUCCUGCUUCUCGUCGGCCCACCUGGUACCGGAAAGACGUCACUGGCAAAGUCCAUCGCGACCGCACUCGGUCGCAAGUUCCAUCGCAUCUCACUUGGCGGUGUCCGGGACGAGGCCGAAGUCCGCGGCCACCGACGCACGUACGUCGCCGCCAUGCCUGGCCUCAUAGUCAACGGCCUCAAGAAAGUGGGCGUUGCUAACCCCGUGUUCCUACUCGACGAGCUCGACAAACUCGGCCACGCCAACUUCCAGGGUGACCCAAGCGCGGCCAUGCUGGAGGUGCUAGACCCGGAGCAGAACCACACCUUUGUCGACCACUACGUCAACAUUCCCAUCGAUCUGUCCAAGAUCCUCUUCAUCGCGACCGCCAACUCGCUGGAAACGAUCCCUCCGCCGCUCCUCGACCGCAUGGAGACCAUCCAGCUGAGCGGUUACACCACGCUGGAGAAGCGCCACAUCGCCAUGCGACAUCUUCUACCCAAGCAGAUCAUGUCCAACGGCUUGCAACCGCAGGACGUCAAGCUCUCAGCCGAGGUUAUCGAUGAGAUUAUCACCGGCUACACACGAGAAAGCGGCGUCCGCAACCUCGAGCGUGAGAUCGGUAGCGUGUGCCGCUACAAGGCCGUCGAGUAUGCCGAAUCCGUGGAGUCGGAGAAGACGGGCAAGGGCCACGUCAAAUACAACCCCGAAGUCAAGGUCGAAGACCUGGAAGAGAUCCUUGGAGUGCGGCGCUUCGAAGAGGAGCUCGCUGAGCGGACGGGCCGUCCCGGUGUUGUGACGGGUCUCGUCGCCUACUCCACGGGCGGGCAGGGCUCGAUCCUCUUCAUCGAGGUCGCCGACAUGCCUGGCACGGGACGUGUGCAGCUGACGGGCAAGCUGGGCGACGUGCUCAAGGAGUCCGUUGAAGUCGCCUUGACAUGGGUCAAGAGCCACGCGUUCGAACUCGGUCUGACCAGCUCCGUGGAGGAAGAUAUCAUGAAGUCGCGCUCCAUCCACGUGCACUGCCCGAGCGGCGCGAUUCCAAAGGACGGGCCCUCCGCCGGGCUUGCCCACACCAUCGCGCUCAUCUCUCUGUUCAGCGCUCGCUCUGUCGACCCCACCAUCGCCAUGACCGGCGAGAUCAGCCUUCGCGGCAAGGUCACGCCCGUCGGUGGCAUCAAGGAGAAGCUGAUCGGUGCGCUCAGGGCCGGUGUCAAGACGGUCAUGAUCCCGUAUGGGAACCGCAAGGACGUUAAGGACCUCCCCGAGGAGGUAAAGACGGGUCUCAAGAUUAUCAAGGUGCAACAUAUUUGGGAAGCGUUGCGCGUCGUCUGGCCCGACGUGCAUUGGCCUGGUGAGGGCAGGUGGUCAGGCUUUGAUUCGAGAUUGUAAAUCAUUCCUCCCCUUUUUUUGGGAGUGGGAGAAGAAAGAAACGGUCCAGACGAUGAAUUUAUAUGUGGUAUGAAAUUGCCUAAGCGUUAUUAAUUUUUAUUUUUUUUUUAAGAAUUUUCUUUGUUGAUGCUGUUCCAAAGUAUAUAUAGUUGUGGUAAAUCGCACUGUACACACCUGGAAUUGGUCACCAAUCUCAAAAUGUCCCCAGCG